Centropristis striata (black sea bass) is the source of this 5749-nucleotide messenger RNA. It is a transcript of the gene snx30, whose product is annotated as sorting nexin family member 30. The record is from RefSeq and is a predicted model, not a curated record. Bases 281 to 1606 code for a protein of 441 amino acids. Lineage: Eukaryota; Metazoa; Chordata; Actinopteri; Perciformes; Serranidae. The transcript is spliced from 9 exons. Gene Ontology annotation, molecular function: phosphatidylinositol binding.
GAUAUCUAUGGUUUCAGUACCAGCUCACUGCUCGUCUCAAUAGACGAUCUCUAGCUGUCCAUUGGUCGGCUGUGGUCACGUGACGGAUAUGUUUACAUCCGAGUUCGUGUAGUUUCACAUCCGGACAUGCGCAGUGGGAGUCAGCUGACAGCAACACCUCCACUCAGAGAGCCGAGCGGAGGAAGAAGAAGAAGAACCGUCCGAGCAGCGGAGCAGCGGAGCGCCGUUACCCGCCGACACCCCCCCGACACCCGGCCACGUCCUCCCCGCCUCCCGCAGCAUGAGUGUCGGCGCUCCGAGAGGCCUGGCCAGCUCGGGGCAGAAGCCCAUCACGGAGAUCCUCCACCCGCUGUCCGCCGCCGAGGAGCCGCUCUCCGGCUCCGGCAGCGGCGGAGGGGACACCGGGGACAAGCAGGAAGCGGGGCUGACCAAUGGGACGCCGGUAGAGACGUCGAGUCCCGCCUCCACGUCCUCGCUGUUCAACAGGCUGCAGCUGGACGACGACCUGGACACCGACGUCCCAGACCUGUAUGCUGAAACACGGGACCUGUUCGUCACCGUCGACGACCCGAAGAAGCACGUUUCAACCAUGGAGACCUACAUCACCUACAGGGUCUCCACCAAGACAACACGGGUAGAGUUUGACCUGCCGGAGUACUCCGUGCGGCGGCGUUACCAGGACUUUGACUGGCUGAGAAUCAAGCUGGAGGACAGCCAGCCGACCCACCUCAUUCCUCCCUUGCCAGAGAAGUUUGUGAUGAAGGGCGUGGUGGAUCGUUUCUCGGAGGAGUUUGUGGAGACGAGGAUGAAAGCUCUGGACAAGUUCCUGAAGAGAGUCGCCGACCACCCGGUCCUCUCCUUCAACCCUCACCUCAACGCUUUCCUCACCGCCAAGGACCUGAACAAGCGCCAGGGUCUGGCUCUGCUCACCAAGGUGGGCGAGUCGGUGAAGCACGUGGCCGGGGGCUACAAGCUGCGAGGGCGGCCGGCCGAGUUCUGCGCCAUGGGAGAAUACCUGGACACCUUCAACCAGAAACUGGGAACCAUCGACCGCAUCGCCCAGAGGAUCCUCAAGGAGCAGUCAGAGUACCUGACGGAGCUGCGUGAGUACGGCACCGUGUACAACAGCUGGGUGGCGUCGGAGGAGGAGCUGCGGCGCCCCCUGGAGGGCGUGGCCGGCUCCGUCAACACGUGCUGCGGAGCCAUGGAGGACCUGAGUGACAACAUGAGCCAGGACUUCCUGCCGGUCCUCAGAGAGUACGUCCUCUACAUCGAGUCCAUGAAGAACGUUUUGAGGAAGCGGGACCAGAGCCAGGCGGAGUACGAGGGCCGACUAGAAGCAGCCAUAUUACGCAAACAGGAGGACAGAACGCCAAUGCCGGUGGAGGUGGAGAAAUGCCAGGACAAGGUGGAGUGUUUCAACGCCGACCUGAAGGCCGACUGGGAGCGCUGGCAGAGCAACAAGAGGCAAGACUUCAAACAGCUUCUCACCGGCAUCGCCGACAAAAACAUCAACUACUACGAAAAGUGCCAGGCAGCGUGGGAGUCCCUCAUAACUGUCCUCCAGGACAAACAGACUGAGGACAAAACGAGCGAGACGAACUGAACCCUCUCCUCGUGUCUGUGUAACUCACUGUCUCAUGCCAAGGAAAAGGACCAACCGGGCAGCAGAUGUUGUGUUCUGCUGGACUUUGUCCCGUUUCUCCUGCCAGAUGAUUGUACGGAGGUCUGACCUGCGAAGGAGGUAACAAACGGUGCAUUCAAGGACAGCUGGGAAACAGGAGACACCUACUAUGUACAGAUAUUUUUCCUUUGUGUUUUUUUGUUGUUGUUCUUAUUGACUUUUUCUACUUCAUAUUUCCAAUUAACAGUCGGUUGCCAAUGCUAUUUGUUGUUUAUUUAACCGCAGAGUUUUUUUGUCUGUUUCCAUGUUCACAUUGAGACAAAUGUGAAAGUCUCCAGAUUUGCAGAAAAAAGAUGCUUUUUUUGCAUUAAUAUGAAGUAUUUACAGCAUCCCCAAAGGUUUUUUUUCCCUGUCAGGUUGUGAAAACCACUGAAAUAUAACCCUGAAACAAGACUCGUGAUAUUCUCUUUCAUCUCUUAAAAAAAUCAUAUCGGCCGUAAAUUUAAAUCCAACAUUAUGUUUCAUUUAAAGGACCAUAUCUGCUGCUUUUUUUUUUUUGACCCCGAAUCAUUUUCAACAUACCAUUAAUAAAGGUUAACUUUCAUAAAAUUGCUUGAAAUUUUCAGCAUAUGUGCCCCUCUGUAUCCUUUAUAGAUCAUAUAAAUUUCAACUUUCUUCAUACAUUUUUACAUGUUUUAUUAAUUUUUAUAGCACCCAUGGUCCUCAGGGGUCAAAAAAGACCCCAUCAUCUACAUCAGACUGGUUUUAGGACAUGUGGGAAAAAAAUAUUACCAACUUUUUUUUUUUUCACCUUUAAGGCAACUCGUGACCAACACAUUGAUAUAUAAUUUUCAUAUUUUUUUCUUUAUUAUUGGUCAAUUUUAGUCAAAUAUACAAAAUUAGGCCCCAUUUCAAGAGGGAAAAAAAGUAAUAAAACCUGAAUAUUUUUUUCAAUAGUUAUAGUGAAAUAAUAAUUUCUUGAUGGGAAUGCACAGAGUAGGUUAUGUCAACUUUUAAUGAAACUUAUGUUUUAAAAACAUUUUCAGCAAAAAUAAAGUUAAAAAAAAAUCACACCUGUGGUCAAAAAGGACCCCAUGACAUCAGACUGGUUUUAGGACAUGUAGGAAAAAAAUGAUUAACAACUUUUUUUUCCACCUUUUAAGGCAAAUCAUGACCAACAAAUUGAUAUUUAAUUUUCAUGUAUUUUUCAUUAUUAUUAUUAUGCAUGCACGCAUAGUCAAACUUGAAAAUUAGGUCCUAAUUUUGUGUAUUUGACUAAAAUUGACCAAUAAUAAUUGGUCUUGAAGUAUAACUUGAAGUAGAAGUACAACAGCUGUGCUUGUUCAAAAAGUGGGAAAGGAAAAGAUAAAAAAAUACAUUUAUUUCAAAGAUAUAUGAUGGAAACACUCAGCCGCACAUGAAAUAACAUAGAAAAUGGUAGUUGUAGUGACACAAAAAGGGAUUUUAUUAAAAAAUGAAUAAAGGAAAACAUAAAAUUAGGAUGUAUGAUGAUCAAAAACAAACUAAUUGAGGAAAACCUGGAAUACUGAAUGAUGAAAAUAAUUUAUUGCAAAGAUAUAGAACAUAAAAACUCAUACAAAACGGGUCACUUUAGACCAUGUUGUGCAUAAAAGAUAACACGUGUGUCUUUAGUUGAUCUUUUUUAGGGAAAUUAUUUUGUUGGUCGUGUGUUAUUAAGCACAGACAGCAGAUUUGAUCAGUGCAGCAGCACCACCUGGUGGUUAACAUGAGAAUAGUUUUUUUAUUUUUAAACUGGAGGCUCCUUCUGUUAGUUUGUGCAUUUAUUUAUUUGUUUGUUUGCUUUGCUUUUGCCGCGGCCGUUUCCACUGUAUUCUGAUUAUAAAUGAGAAACUUUCUCAAAAUGAUGGUUUAGUAUCUCACAAUAAUGAGAAACUUUUAAAAAAUAGUUAGUAUCUCACAGAAGCAUCAUGCAUUCACCCGGUUUUUCUGAAUUAAUGCGAUAAUUAUCUCAAGAUUCUGAUAAAAAAAAAAAAAUUCCAUAAUAAAAAAAUCACUUAUCUAUAAACACAGGAUAUGACUGUCAUUAACUUGCAUUGUAGUGAAAUCCGUGUCAGUUUCACGGAAAUUUGAGUGAUUCCGUGGCUAUUCCACGGAUUUUGAGUUAAGCAAAUCCGUGGCUAUUUCACGGAUUCCUGUGAGACCAUGUUGCCCCAGAGGCCCCAAGAUACGAUUUUAUCCCGAUACUUGAAUCACAAUACGAUAUUAUUGCAAUUUUACGCAUUUUUACGAGUAUUGCGAUACAAUAUAUUGCGAUUGAACUGUUUAACUGCAUUAUUUGUCCACAAAAUUAAAUUGUUUUGUCAAAUCAGAGAAAAUUCUCAGUGUAUUCAUCUCACUUCAGUCUUUUUAUUUCUCCACAAUGAGAGUCAAACCUCAGACUGACCAACAAAGUAUUCAGUCAAACUGAACUGAACUGAUAUCAAACAUGUUGGAUGACAACAACUGCAGCAUUUUAUCAAACGCUCAAAAACAACAAGCUUCACUGAUCUGCAUAGCUUUGCAGCGUUAUUUCAACAACUUCCCGACACGAUAACAUGAUACCUAUAGAUUCGUUAGAUCGUCUAGUUUCAUAUGAUACCAUUAAAUCCAAUAUAUUCCUAAAAGUGAGCCCACUACGGCCUCCGAGGGAAAGAAAAAACGGCCAAAAUACUGAAGGCCACCGGAACGCUAAAUAUCAAUACUUGGCGGCCAUGAAUCGAUAUAAUAUUUCCAUUCAAAAUAUCGCAAUACUAUGCUGUAUCGAUUUUCCCCCCAUCUCUAAAUGAUACGAUUUUAUCCUGAUACUUGAAUCACAAUACGAUAUUGCGAUACAACUGUUUAACUGCAUUUUGUGUCCACAAAAUUAAAUUGUAGUAAUUUUGACAUUUUUUCUGAUAAUUUUGACUUUUUUCUGAUUAUUUUGACUUUUUUCUUGUAAUUUUGACUUUAUUUUUGGUAAUUUUGACUUUAUUUCUGGUAAUUUUGACUUUUUUUCUUGUAAUUUUGACUUUUUUCUCGUAAUUUUGACUUUAUUUCUGGUAAUUUUGACUUUAUUUCAUGAAUCAAUAUAAUAUUCCCAUUCAAAAUAUCGCAAUACUAUGCUGUAUCGAUUUUCCCCCAUCUCUAAUUGAUAUCCAUCCAUCCAUUUUCCUCCGCUUAUCCGGGGCCGGGUCGCGGGGGCAGCAAGCUUUGUUUAUUUUUAGUGGACUACGAAACAGUUAUUCUUUCCAACAAAUGUUCAUAAUUUCUCUUUGAUAAUGAGUGCUUUGGCGUAAUUGCAUUUAUUUCCGAAAUAAGGUGCUGAUUUGACUUUUUCAGGCUCUUGUGUUUUGUUUAUUUUGUUUGUUUUAAUGAGCGGACCUUUAACUGUUUUUACCGACUGUAAAACAGCAACGAGAUGAAGUAACUGCUGCUUGUAAGCUGGUUUUAGUACGUUGUCAGUUCUCUUUCUAUUCAUCCUUCAUGUUUUAUUCUCCAGCUUUAAAAGCACAAAGCAGCUGAUGUUUUUUUCUUACGGUUAGAAAUCCAGAGAGGUAGAAACACGGUUUUCAUUCAGGCAUUUUUAAGGCAGCCAGUAAGUUAGAGAGAAGCUUUCUGACAGUAAAACAGAUGCACUGAUGAUAAAUUAAAAUGAAUAAAAAAUUAAAAUCUGUCUCUCCACUGUCAAUAAAGUCUUGAAAAUCGCCCAAAAAUAUCUUUAAAACAAACUAUGAAUAGCCAGAAUUGAUCAGAAAUCAAAAGAAAACUUCUUCUUCAAUAGUUCCACUAUAAUUUAAGCUUCUACUUAUUGUUUUUUGUUUGUUUUUUUACAUUUUCCAUCCUUUUAUAUGUUAAUUGUCCAAACAGUUGCUCACCCCGACACUCAAAAUGUGUUUUUCCUACAUUUAUAAUGUUUUUUCACAUUUGUCCGUCUCUACAAUCUGAGAUUCAAAUUCAAAAUUCAGAUCCAGAAAUUAUUUGAGGGAGAAAGAGUCGAUGUGCUUCCAGCCCCUUUUUCAGAGUUUUUUCUUAACUUUUUAUGUGGGAAACUCAUAUGAAAGAAGAUCUUUACUCACAGCAGAGUAUUUUUUACAUCUUUUGAAAAUGGUUCGUCCCUACUAGCAA